AUGAACUUCGGCGCAGGGCCAUCCAACUCACAGGCGUCUAUCUUUGGCACGCAUGGCGGCUCGCAGAGUACACAGUUUGGGGAUCUAUCUCAGCUUCCUGGCGCAAGUCCUUUCGGAAGCAGCCAGACGUUGACCGAGGCUGGCGCACAGAUGGACCAAAACAGUCCUGAACUGCUGAAGGAGAAUAUGAAGCUUGUACAGACGCACGUUGAGCAUGUACGGUCGCUUGCUCUGGCGACACAGCAUGGAAUUGAGAAAGCGUACUCGGAGGACAUGAACCCCGUACAGACUGCAGAGUCGCUACAGAAUCUGCGACAGGCUAUAUCAUCUCUGCAAGACCUCCUCAUCUCUUCGGGAGUGGGCGCUCUACCUAUACUGCCCGAAGGUGCACCUACGCCCACCGAGGUCCAGCUCCUGGAUAUGACGACGAAAACACACAACCAAGUUUGGUCAGCACGAUCCCGCGCACAAGACGCAUCGGCUGUCGUAGCGAAUAUCCUGUCUAUGCCAGAUCGGUCCCAUCGCUGA
This is a messenger RNA of Peniophora sp. CBMAI 1063, 528 nucleotides long. The record is from the annotation of a GenBank genome assembly. Lineage: Eukaryota; Fungi; Basidiomycota; Agaricomycetes; Russulales; Peniophoraceae.